This is a messenger RNA of Funneliformis caledonium, 282 nucleotides long. The record is from the annotation of a GenBank genome assembly. Lineage: Eukaryota; Fungi; Glomeromycota; Glomeromycetes; Glomerales; Glomeraceae.
AUGAUACUCGAAUCACGAAAUAUCCGUCAUAUCAUUCUUUCUGGUAUCGCAACUAGUGAUGUGAUUCUUUCUACAUGCCGUUCUGCCGCUGACAGAGAUCUGAAUGUUACCGUUGUGCGCGAAUGUUGUUUUGAUGAUAGCGAAGCGCUGCAAAACACUUUAAUGAACGAAUUAUUUCCAACUCAAGGCGUUACGGUAGCCUCUUUAGAUGAGAUUUUAAACGGUUUGCAUGGUGACUAUGGAUUUAUCGAAAUUAUCGAACUUUAUCCACAUAUAUGUUAG